This is a messenger RNA of Blastocystis hominis, 2934 nucleotides long. RefSeq lists its product as hypothetical. The coding region runs from base 1 to 2934 and encodes 977 amino acids. The record is from RefSeq and is a predicted model, not a curated record. Gene Ontology annotation, molecular function: small GTPase binding; nuclear export signal receptor activity. Gene Ontology annotation, cellular component: nucleus; cytoplasm. Lineage: Eukaryota; Bigyra; Opalinata; Blastocystidae. Gene Ontology annotation, biological process: ribosomal small subunit export from nucleus; protein export from nucleus; ribosomal large subunit export from nucleus. The transcript is spliced from 7 exons.
AUGGUGCAGAAAAAGUGGCAAGUGAUUCCCGCGGAGCAGCGUGAAUCGGUAAAGAGCUUCGCGUUAAAUCAAGUGAUGUCGUACUCUGCCACGAUGGAAUCCGUCCAGCAGAACGAGGAACUUUUACACAAGUGGGACAUCAUUUUAGUAGAGAUCUUUAAGAAGGAAUGGCCGAACAGCUGGUCUUCCUUCAUCCACGAUCUGGUGGUCGCGGCCACCGUGAGCGAGAGUCGCUGCAUCAACAACAUUUACAUUCUGAAGAUCGUGAUCGAGGACGUUUUCCAGUUCGGCAGUUCCGAGUUCACCUCCAAGUUCAACUCGCAGAUCCGCGAAGGUCUCCGGAAGGACAUCGCGGAAGUAUACAACCUCUGCACGCAAGUUCUGGUCAACACGGAAGUGGUUUCGCUCAUCAUCGACGCCGUGAACAUCAUCCGCCUCACGCUGGCCUAUCUGCCCGACGAGCAAGUCUUCGACUACAAUCUCUCCUCCAUUCUGCUCCAGGGCCUCCACCAGGACGCGCUGCGCCUCGCCUGCAUGCUCUGUCUCCAAGAGAUCCUCUGCCACCCGCGCGCCGGCAAGUUCCCCGCGCUCGUCUCCCAGUCCCUGACGCGCUUCCUCCAGUUUUUAGCGGUGCGGAUCGUGGAAACCGGUGAAACGCAGGGGUACAUCGACCUCGAGAUGGACAUCGAGGCCUGCUACGCCUCGCUCCCGCAGGAGCUCCGCGUGUUCCUGCUGAGCCUGGCGCUGUUUCUGAGCUCGGUGGCGGCGCAGCACAAGGCGAUGCUGGUGGCGCAGUCGCUGGCGCUGUACCAGCAGGUGUGCAGACUGCUGCUGUUCCUGUCGCGCUGCCCCGACCACGAAGUGCUGAAGGUCUGCAUGGCGUUCUGGAAGGGCUGGGCGCAGGAUAUUUACAACACGUAUAAAAAGGAUUCGGUCGUGAUGCCGCGAAACGCCCCGGAGGGACCGUUCACGGAUGAAACGCAGGAGGUGGGAGCGAUAGAGAGGAGUUAUGUGCAGCUAAUCAAGCUGCUGGUGCGCCGCAUGAGCCGUCCGGAGGAAGUGAUGGUGAUGGAGAACGACGACGGGGAGAUCGUGCGCGUGGAGACGAAGGACACGGACUGUUCUGCGCUGUACAAAGUCAUGAAGGAGACGCUGGUGCUGCUCUCGAGCGUGGAUUACGAGAUCACCGAGGCGAUCUUUAUGAGCUCGCUGGACGACGAGAAGAGCAACGACAUGCCCUUCCGCAACACGCUGCAGCCGCUGGUGUGGUCGAUCGGAAGCGUGAGCGGCGCGAUGACCGAAGAGCAGGAGCGGCGCCUGCUGGUGGCGACGAUUAUGGACCUGCUGCGGCUGAUCCAGAUGAAGAACAACAAGGACGAUAAGGUCAUCAUUGCCGGCUGUCUGAUGUACGUCAUUCAGCAGUACCCGCGGUUUUUGAGGCAGUAUUACGUGCUGCUGCGGACCGUGAUCCGAAAGAACUUCGACUUCAUGCACGAAACGCACCCCGGCGUGCAGGACAUGGCCUGCGACACGUUCCUGAAGCUGGCUCGCAACUGCGGCUCGCAGCUGAUCAUUCCGCACCAGACGGACAAGGGCCGGUUCCCUCCGUUCAUCGAGGAAGUGCUGCCGAACGUGCCCGUGUACACCGAGCUGCUCUCCACGCAGCAAGUCGAGGUGUUCUUCAGCGCCGUGGCGACGAUCGCCAAGUUCGAGCGCAAUAUGGACACGCGAAAUCAGUGGAUCAGCGCGCUGCUGCUGCCCUUCAACCAGGAAAUGCAGCGCGUGAUCCGCGAGGGCGUGCAGAACGCCGCGCAGUUCCACACUCCCGCGAAUCUGCUGGCGAUUCGGCGCGCUCUGCGCAUCGACCGCGUGGUCUGCGAGGUGCUGCUGCUGGAUUUCGCGACGCAGGUGAGCGAGAAAGGCCGGAUUGAAGCGAAGCUCGUGACCUUCUUCCAGGACUUCUGCGAUCUGUUCCAGCUGUACGGACAGGCGGCCACCAAGACCAUCCGCGCGAAGGGCGCUGCUGCGGUGAACUACCAGGACACGCACCACCAGCUGCUGAUUAAGCGGGAGAUCGUGCGGAUGCUGCAGACCUUCGUGGGAGCGUUCCGGCCGAAGGAUCUGGGGAACGGCGCGCAGGUGGACAUCAAGGAGAUCUGCAAUCAGUUCGUGCCGCUGCUGCUGAAGGACUUCCAGGACACGCCGGACUGCGCGAAGGAGCCGCUGGAGCUGCUGUUUUUGUCGACGUUGAUCGAAACGCUGAAGGAUCGAUGCAAGGGACUCAUCCCGGAUAUUCUCUCCGCGGUUUUCAUGCCAUCGCUGCAGCUCAUCACCAAGGAUCGCUUGCAGUACACGGACUUGACGCUGGCGUUCUAUAAACUCAUGGAGAACUUGGCGCGCUUCGCGUUCACGUCGCUCUUCGCGUUCCCCGAGCAGGAGCAAAAGCUUCUGAUCGACAGUUUGAUUUGGGGAUUCAAGGAUUCCGAGCGCAAAAUCUACGAGACCGCGCUGGAGACAGUAUUACUGGUGCUGGAGGCGGUGCGCGGGAGCGAGAACGCGUUCCGGCAAUCGUUCUACCGGUCGUUUUUGCUGUAUUUGAUCGAGAACGUGCUCGACAGCAUGACGGACGCGAUGCACAUCCCCGCGCUGAGCCUGCUGUCGCGCACGCUGCAGCUGCUGUUCGGGAUGCUGGUGUCGGGAGAAAUCGAGGUGACGCUGCUGCCGAGCUGCGCGACGAGCUUCCAGAACGUGCUGGAGGUGGAGAAGGCGGUGGCGGGGUAUUUGAAGCAGCAGUUUCCGAGGUGUGCGGAGGCGAUUAUCGAUGAGUAUGUGAUCAUGAUGGGGAAGAACACGGGGAAGUCGAACGCGGAGUAUUUGGUGAUUAAUCGGGACUUCUUGAUCCAGCUGAAGGUAGGGAAGGGGGAGAGGAAGUGA